Molecule: messenger RNA, 701 nt
Organism: Pollicipes pollicipes
Lineage: Eukaryota; Metazoa; Arthropoda; Thecostraca; Pollicipedomorpha; Pollicipedidae
Gene: LSm7
Product: U6 snRNA-associated Sm-like protein LSm7
Exons: 3
Coding region: 77-415 (112 amino acids)
Biological process (GO): nuclear-transcribed mRNA catabolic process; mRNA splicing, via spliceosome
Cellular component (GO): catalytic step 2 spliceosome; U6 snRNP; Lsm1-7-Pat1 complex
Molecular function (GO): RNA binding
Source: RefSeq, a predicted model, not a curated record
CGGAGCGGCAGCGGGCGGGAACGUUCGGUUGGGUUGUGCGAAAUUUCGUUCAGUAAGUUAGGUUGCAGUACGCAGAAUGGCUUCCACGCAGCCUGCCACUGGAGGGGGUGACCAGAAGGAAAGGAAAAAGAAGGAAUCAAUCUUAGACCUCUCCAAGUACCUGGACAAGCCCAUUCGGGUGAAGUUCUCUGGUGGCCGUGAGUCAUCUGGCAUCCUGAAGGGGUUUGAUCAGCUGCUGAACCUGGUGCUUGACAACACCACAGAACACCUCAGAGACCCGGACGACCCGUACCGGCUGACGGAGGACACGCGCCAGUUGGGCCUGGUCGUGUGUCGGGGCACGGCUGUCGUCCUCAUCUGUCCAGCCGACGGCAUGGAGAGCAUACCGAACCCGUUCGUGCAGCAGGACGGCUGAGCCGGUGCCGGCGCUGCGUGGCGGUGCCGCGGCACGGUGGCGGGCGCGCCGGCCGGUGGCUCCAACUGGGAGACGGCGUGGUGGACAGGUGGCGCCACCUGUUGUCAGUCGUUGGCUCCACGGUGGGGCAGCCUCUGCCGUCGCCGUGCGGGUUUAAGUUCCGUCUAAGUCAGAUGGGACUGUCUUUAUGUCACCGUUGCUGCUGCCUCUUGAGUUCGUGCCCGUGGCUCCAGCCGUUUCCAUACGACAUUGUGUUGUGGUAAGGAAAUAAAGUGUCUUUUUGUUA